CCGGAAGUCAGAUAGCGAGAAAUGGACACCAAAACAGAAACAGUUGAGGAAAAUUCAGUUAAUUCAAAGAAAAACGUUAACUUGGAUGCCGCUUCGCUUAAAAAGGAUUCGUCAAAGCUUGAAAAUAGUGAGGACGCUCUUACCAGUCAACUGCUGUAGUCAUGUUCAAACUAGGAGGUCACAAAUCAGCUGUCCUUGUGACAAGUUAUAAGUUUACUUCAGCGGUGGAAAAGAAUGGUGCUUUGCAGAAAGAGCUGUUUGUAGAUAAAAAGAAAAAUGGUGACUUGAAGUCAAAUUCAAUGGGAAACAAUAACAGCUCGGUGGUAGCUACUCCACCUCCUGAGAGAAAGUCAAAGUUUGCAGCAAUAGGAAAAAUAUUUAAACCUUGGAAAUGGAAGCGAAAAAAGAAGAGCGAGAAAAUUGAGAAAACAGUUGUUGAAUUGGAGAGGAAGAUAUCAGUUCGCUCUACAAGGGAAGAGCUGAUCAAGAAAGGUGUUAUAAAAGAAAGGAAAGAAGAUGCUAUAGAGGAAGGGAAUGAGAAUGCAAGUGCGGAACCCGAUUCUAGUCAAAGUCAGUCAACUACAGCAGUUACCAUCACAGAUACACAAGAACAAGAUAGGGAAACUGUGUCCAAAAAAGCAGAUGAUUCCAGUGAUAGUGGUAAAAAUGUGACAGAGAAUGGAACUGUGAAAACUGUAGACCAGAAUGAUGCUUCCAAUAUCAUAACAACAACUGCCGAGAUAUCUCUGUUACAGAGUAGUACCACAGAUAAUGGGACAUCAGUAACUUCACAACAAGACCAAAACACAGUUUCUACUGCACCAACUGCCUCAGCAUCUCAGGCACGUCCUGUGAUUAUAUCGUCACUUCCCACAAGAAUCAUUCCAGAUAGUCAGGACUCGGGACAGGGUCAGGUAGGGAUCGGUGCGGGAGAUUCCACCCCACAACCAUCCGCUGAAGAGACGCGGACAUCAGAAAGUAGUACACGGACUGUUAUGACAACAUUUUCCAAUAACGUAUCAACUAUGGAGACACCAAGAUACAGACCUCACUUUGAUGAUAGUGAAGAGUCAGAAGAGGAGAGUAGCGAGGAGGAGCCCGAACCCGAGCCCCGCCAGGUUUUAAAAACUCCUCGUGUUUAUGAAGCGGAGAUCUCGGAACCAAACUUAAAUAAACAGCCAAAAAAAAGUGCUUUAAAAAAGACUCCAGUCAGUGUGAAUUCUAGAACUCUACAGACUAGUAAUGUAGCUGGAGAUAAUGUACAAUCUAGUGUACAAACUAACUUUAGUACCCCUGGGGCACAGGAUAAUGUACCCCCAGAGUCAGCAAAUAAUGCUAUGCCCUCACCCAAAGCAACACCUGUGAAUCAAGGUCCUCCCAGACCAAAACCAAGGAUCACACUUCUCAGGGGUGUGGCAGCCAGUGAUCCUGAUAGUUUGCCUGCACCUCCGGCAUAUCAUUCCCAGGCAGUACCGGAGCAUCCCCCGCCACCAUACCCUGUAUCAUCACCGGGGGAGGAGUCAUCAUCGGAUGAUGAAGAAAUACAAUAUAGGGAUGAUGAUGAUCCACCAAGUUCUUUGGCUGCCAAAGUCGCAAGACAAGAUAGUUUAGCAAGGUUUUUAAGUAAUCGGCCGUCACGGCAAGAAUUAGAAGCUAAAAACAUAAUUCCAAAUAAAUCUGAGGAUGAAAUACAUCAGGACAGACAAGCCAUCGGAUCAAAACUGAUACGGAGAUUAAGUCUACGACCUUCCCAGGAAGAACUAGAGCAGAAGAAUAUUUUGCACCUAAGCAAUGAAGAAACAGCUAAAAGGGAAAAAGAAGAGAAAAAGAAACUUUUGAUCAGAAAACUAAGUUUCAGACCAACCAUUGAAGAAUUAAGAGAAAAAAAGAUUAUAAAGUUCAAUGAGUACAUUGAAUGUACCGAUGCACAUGAGUAUGACAGAAGGGCGGACAAACCGUGGACCAGACUUACACCUAGAGAUAAGGCUGCCAUCAGGAAAGAACUGAAUGAUUUCAAGGCUCAGGAAAUGGCUGUACAUGAUGAUAGUAGACAUCUUACAAGAUUUCAUCGCCCAUGAGUUCAUCAUGCUAGAUUUUCUGGAAGAGUGCUAAUAACAAAGCAAGCCGGUUCCAUUUGACACUUCAUAUAAAGUCGGCUUAAAAACUUGUAUAUAUAUUUUUAUAAAUAUAUAUAUAUAUACAUAUUUAUAUACAAAUUACUAUCUGGCAUUGAUGAAAAAGAAAUUGCCGAGACAUGCUGAAAAAUUUUAGGAACCAGCAUUCGGUACCUGAUGUAUUACAUAUAGCCAGUAUGGACUGGUCACUGGCCUCUAUAUUCUAGACUGUGAUCUACUACUACCAGAAAUGGGCACCGGAGCUGCAUUCUGUGAACCCUUCUACAGCAUUUCAUUGUAUACACAGGCAUUUCACUGUACAUGUAUAACUUCUCAAAUUUUAUGAUAGUUGAUUGAUUUAACUUGCGUUUCUCCUCAGUUUGGAUUACAAAUUGGCCGAUUUGUUUUUAACUGAUUGAUUGAAAUGCCACUUUUAAAAGCUGUAAUUAACUAUAGAAUCGGCGAGAAAGCCUAGAAUUUAGGGAUGGAAAGAUUAAUUUCUGUUUCUCUCAUUAAAUUUGUUGAAUGAAAAGCUCUGUUAUUACAAUGCGAUGUAAAACAAUAUCUAACCUGGUGAGAUAUUGCCUGGAAUAUUAAUGUAAUAUGUAGAUUAUUGAAUAAUAUAUCUGUAAUUAAUAUAUAUGACAUCAGAUUAUUGGAACAUUGUAACAAACCCAUCCCGAGCAGAUAAGUAUCCGAUGGGGUUUUAAACUAACAUGAAGUUGAAAUAUUUUUUAUAUCAUCUUCACUCACAUCCAUGUACAUUGUAUACAAAUUGUUGCAACAAGUUACAUUUAACUCAUGUAUAAUACAUUUAUACAUGUAAAAAUCUUCUAGCAUAAAAUGUGUGUGUUCAUAGAUAAAAAUUUUGUACAGCUUACAUUCUGAUUGUAGGGAAUUUUAAUUCCAGUGCUUGUAGUGUAAAAGUGCGAUGCUGCGAUUUUUUUUAUAUUACUAUUUUUAAGUCGGAUGACGAGUUUUCUCACUUUGUGAAAUUAAACGGAUUGCAUGUUAGCAAAUGACAGGCGUGGCCACUUCUGGGUAUUAGUUUUUGGUGAUGUUUCUUGACGGGUUUUUUUUGGGGGGGGGGGGAGUUUGGGUGGUGGGGAGUAGAAUUUGUCAAAAACAAAAAAAUAUUGGCUGACAAGACUUUUGAUUCCUAAAACUUGCCUUGAAUUGAACCUAAACAUGUAAAGAUUUUAACUUGGAAAUUUUUGAUAUUAUAUUCAAUUUAAAUAGGUUAUUAUUACACAAAAAAAGCACAACAAAUUUUUGAGAUUUCUCUCUUUUAUAAAACCAUAAAGGAUAUUUAAGUUGAAAUUGAAGAAAUAAUACAAUGUAUGAAAGUUAUCAAUGAAAUGCAACGUUAUGUUAUUUGAAAUACUUUCAUUAUUAUUUUCACUCAAUUUAAGGGUUUUAUUAUGAAGAAAAAAUGCAUACAUAACAAAAUAAUUUCGAAAAAUUGCAUAAACUUUAUAUGUACAGUGUUGCUGGCCUAAGUUACAUAUUCGUUGAUAAUUUUCAUGUGUCCCACUAAUGGGUAUUGUUAUUCAAGAAAGUCAGGAUGUGAUUUUUUUUUUAUUUGCUCAUAAUGAUGUAAUUUCUAUUUUUAGCAUAGAUCUCUGCACAUGAUGAUGUUAUUUCUAUUUUUAGCAAAUGGUAGUUAGGAAAUGUAUCUAGAAUGGAAAUGUUAAUGUUAAAUGCAGAUAUACAAGUGCUCCUGUUUUCAUGUUUUGCAAUUCUUUUUUAUUAUCUUUUUUUUGUGUAAAGUGAUUCUAACUGGACCAAAUAAUGUGUACAGUUUUCUUUUAAGCUUAUUUUGUAUAUAUAGGAAAAAAAAAUUGUGUAAAAUAUUCACCAAGUGUUUCUGAUAAAUGUAGAUGUUAGGAUAUCAGAAAAAUGUUUAAAAAUUAUGCAUAUUUUCUCAGUUUGAAUCGCUUCUUAAUUUGAUCAGGGCAGUGGGGGGGGAUAAUAUUUCUGCUGGUUUUUUUUUUUAGAUUCUGUUCGAUAUAAUUUUGACACCUUAGUGCAGUAACUGGUUACGUCCAUCUAAAUGUAAUAGGAGUUAACCAGUCAUUGCACUGAGGUUAUAAUAUAUGCUUUAAAUACUACUCACAAGUGAGAAAUAAUGUAGUCCUGUCAAAAUAAAACAAAAUAUGGUAUAAAACGACAUAAUUGUUUUCAAUUCUUAGAACCCUUUUGUUGCAAUUGUGAGAUUCAUUUUGUCAUGUUGCUGUCGUGCAACAAUUUUUUCUUAAAUCCUAUAAAUAUGAUAAACUUUUUCUUCAUCUUUUUCUAUUAUGUGGUGUACAUUUGUUUGAUGUUUAUAAAAACUAGCUUAUAAACUUGUCAUUCAAUUGUUGGAAAUUUAAGUGUAGACAAAAAAAAAUUGUUAGGACUGUGCAUAUCUCACUACCCAUAUCUUUUACCCAUAUCUCACUACAUAUAUUUCACUACCAAUAUCUCACUACCCAUAUUUCAUUACCCAUAUCUCACUACCCAUAUCUUUUAACCCAUAUCUCACUUCCCAUAUCUCAGUAAUAAUGUUUAUACUGAAUAUUUGGGGAAGAGAUGUUUUUUGGUCAUACACUAUGCAUAUUCUUGAUCAGAUAUCUUAAGUAGUUUACAAAUUUUUGGUAAAAAAAUUGCUUUGAAUGGAUAUAGAAUGCUGUAUAUAUAUUUAUCAUAAUUAUAUAAUGAAAUUUCCUCAAGAUUCAUGAUUGAGAAACAGUACUGUUUGAUUAUAAGUCAAAUAUUUUAAGUUCAAAAUUGUUGGUGUUCCUGUUUACUAUAGCUUCAAGUUUGCAAUGAAUUGAAACGUUUCUAUGCACAAACACACUUGCACUGACUAAUUCAUACAUAUGUUUAAUUUCAUGUUUAAUAAUGAAGAAUUUAAUGCAUAAUAUGUCAAACUUGGGGAGAUGGUAAUCAACUAGGAAUGGCACGUCAGUCCGUCUUUAUUUAAAUAAUCUUGAUACAUAAAACUGAAUUUUUAACAUGUUAAAAAGGGAAAAAUUCAAUAUAUAUCUUUUUUAAUCACUUCCCUGCUUUUACAGACCAAGAUAUGAUGAAUUAACAUAUUAUCACACGUUCAAUUACCAUUGUUAAGGCACUUUAAACAUAAUUCCCAAAUAGAUUUUACAUUAUGGACAUGGAUGGUUUGACUUGGUACUUACCUUUUAAGUUCAGUAUCUUGACUUUGUUGAUUCGGUUUGAAGUUUAGAUGCUAGAAUAAUUUUUCUGAAGUACGUUUUCAUUGAAAGUUAACCAUACAAAUACUGUGUAAGCACGUUUUUCAAAAUAAAAAGAGAUGUAUUUUCAAAUAUUUUUUAUAUUCGUCUUUUUCCAAGUUGCUUUAUGCUAUGCUGGUUUUUGCCAGGUACCUUUGACUGAACUUAAUAUAUGAUUAACAAAUAUAUUAGGUUCUGUCUUGUAUAUUUUCACCUUAGUGCAGUAACCAGUUAACUCCUUAUAUUUUUUAAAAGAAUUAGCCCGUUACUGCUCUGAGGUGACAAUAUGUGCAUUUUAAAUGAUGUAUAUUUUUGUACCUGUAUUUAAUUAUACUUGAUUAGAAUCAGUCUGCCUUUCAUAGUUACAAAUACCGUUCAAAAUACAUCUUAAAGCAUGCAACUAUCUUACGUGUUACUGUUCAUUUAUAAGUUAGUCCCUCGGGUAAGAUAUUAGCAGAUUUGAAAGUGUCAUAAACUUAGUAUUGUACUGAUAAUUUAUUUAUGCAGCUCCUCGGAAACUUCCACUAUGUUCAAAAAGAACAUUUUAAAAUUCCAUUAUACAUGACAGUGAUAUGAUUUUCAUGUUGUAAGUUCAGACAAGUUCAAAAAACUUUAUGUCCCUUAAGUGUUGUAACAAAUCUGCCUAGUGAUUUCAAAUAUUCUCUGUAUCGUUCAAGAUUAAAGGUCUAUACCUGAAGUCCUUGUUGUUCAAUUUUCUUUUUUCAUAAAUAUUUUAUUUGACUGCUGUCAAUCUGUGAAAAUUUUCUUCCAUACAGUAUUUUUACUAUACAAAUAUUAUUUUAUGCAUAGAGCCCCACCCCAUGCCUGUUCUGCUGCUGGUACAUUUACCCCACCCAAUUGCCCCCCUCCCCCUUCUUGUUCUCAUCCCCCCUAAAUAUACCCCACCCACUUGAAGAGAUAAACAACAAAAGAAACAAAGAAACUUCAUAAUAUGCAUUUGUCUUUUCUGUUCAAUGUACAAUGUAAACAAUCAAUAUAAUAUAUAUUUGAGAAUUAAUUGUAUUAUAUGGGGAAAAUAUUUGCCAUGUUACCAUUUUGCCGUACAUAUUUCAUUCCAUUCUAAUGUUGUAUUUUUAUUUCUAAAUAUGUACAUGUAUCAUUGAACUAAAGUAAUUAAUAUAUAUUGUGUUUAUUUUUAUGGCAUAGCAUUACUAUGAUUGUUAUAAUGAACGCUUCAAUUCUUUUCCUAAUAUUCCAUAAAUGAAUGGUCUUUUUUAAAUUGCUUUUUAUCAUUUCAACAUAUACUAUAAAUAUGGAUAACAACUUGGUAAAAUAAAUAAAUGGAAUUGCAUGUUAAAACAAAUUACUCCUGUAUUUGAAUUUUUCGUAGAUAAACAAAAAACUGAAUUUGGUCUCAGAAAACUGAAUUAUUUAUAUAUAUAAAAAGAUAUUUUUAUGAUUACAGAUUCUGUAAUCUAUAUGUGAUGAUUUUUAUACUUGGCUGAAAAAUAAUUUUGUGUCUUUAUUGACCAGUUGUUUUUCUGUCACUUUAUGUUCUUUUUGGUGUUUACAAAUACUUAAGGUUAUUUUCUACAUCUUCUGCUGCAAUAUCUGAAUAUAUUACACUUUAAGAAGUGGUUGAUUAAGAAAAAAAAUGAAAUUGGACAUUUGGAAUAAAUUAUUGAUUUCGGUCAAUUUUCAUUUCUUUUUUAAAUAGAUGUUUGCUUAAGUCUUAAAUGUAGUGGGUUUUUUCUUGAUAUUUCAAAUUAAUUUUUGAAAACUGUUGUUGUGACUUUUUGUAAGUCAUUGUAUCAUUACUGAAUUUUAUGAAUAUACCUUUAUAAACUUGUGUUGUUGGCAAUGUGAUGGAAACAACUGGUCAUCAAAGCACAAAAUUGUUUGUAGGCAACAUUUGUUAAAUAUAUUUUAUAAUUUUGUAUAAAAAAAUACAUGUAAAGAGCUUUUUUGUUUGUAAAAUUGUUCAUGUUGGUAAUAUAUAUUGUUUGUGCAAGAGAGUUUCGUGAAUCUAGUGUUUGAAGUCAGAACGUCUUUAAAGUUGUGUUUUUUUUCUUUGUGCUGUUAAAAAUUUCAUUUUCUAUGAUUGAUACAUAAUGUUGUUUUGUUGUUUUUUUUACAAAAAAAAAACAUGGCUUAUCAAAUAUUUACAUUAAAUAAGUAUAAUGUUCAUGGUACAUACAUUGAAAUUUAAAAAAAAAAUCUUUUUAUACAAAUUGGUAAAGGCUUAUCAAGAAUUUUUUCUGACUUUUUUUGCUUGUUAAAAUAAGAUUUUAUAUUUCCAUACUCUAAAUAUCUGCUUGGAUAUGGUAAAUGACAUUGUCACCUUAGUGCAGUAACGGGUUAAGUCCUUCUUAAUUUAAUAGGAGUUAAUCAGUUAUUGCACUAAGGUGAAGAUAUAUUUAUUGGUGGACAGGGAGAUUGAGUGAAAGGUUAUUUCAAUGUUUUUUUCAAAUAAUUGCAAUAAGGGUAAGCCUUUUGGUACCAGUGUACUGCCAGAUUGGCAUGCAGUUUAGUGAACUUUCAUAUGAUUUAACAGUAUACUGAUGUCUACAUUUAAAAUCCUGUUUACUUAAAAAAUAAUUCAGAGAAUGAUAUUUAUCAAAUUUCACAUUUUGUUUUAUUUCAGUCUGGUAUUUUUCUCCAAUUUAUUGUACGGUUAAUUGUUUGGAGAAAUAAUAUAAGAACUAAGGAUUAUUAAUAAUCAUAAUGCAAUAAAGAAGUUAUUUUAGAAAGAAUACUUGUGAAGUGAAUGACUUUUUUCAAUAAAAGAUUGUCUUGUCAAAAUGUACUUUUUAUUUAAAGGCCCAUUAUCCCUCAGAAAUGCAGUUAUUUUCAUUUCUCAAAAGCUUUUUUUAUAUAUCAUGCUAUAUUUUCCAAAAUAAAGUUACUCAUUGGCCAGUGGCUUGAACCAUCUUCUACUUUUGUUGCUUUCUGGCAAUUUAUACCAUUAUAGUGUCUUACUAUUUUCUAUGGAAGUCAAAAUACUACUUUGUUUACAUUUUGGUACUUUAAUGUUAAAUUAUUUCACAUUUAGCGCUACUUUCUUCAGGUAAAAAGCAUCUUGCAUGCUCUAAAACUAUUAUUUAAACAUUAUAAAAUUAAAUAUAAAACAUUAUUUCCCCAUUCUAAAGAAAUGAAAAUUUAUUUGUUUCUGAGGAAUGAUGUGCAUUUAAAGUAAAAGUUGUACACAUUUUAAUAAUUACAGAAUAUCAGGGUUUCUUAAUUCUCAGCUAACGUUUACAUGUAGUUAGAAGUAAUAUUUAAGUCUUUAAAAAUCUCUUUUUUCUCUCAAAGAUUCAAUGUCAUUGCAAAAAAAAAAAUCAUAAACAAAAAUCUAUCUAUUUCUUUAACAUUAAAAAGAAAACCUGGUUAUCAAUGAGAAAUAAAUUGUUCUGUUUUUAAUUAUUAGUAUAAAACAAAACUGUUUAGAUUUUAAUGAGGAUUUUUUCUGUCAAGAAAAGGUAAUUCUGCUUAAAUUUAGUAAAAAAAAAUAAGUGUUAUGUUUAAACUGGAACAGUAUAUGUUAAUAAUGUAGGUUAAAAAUAGUAUCAUAAUAUGUUGAAUGGAUAAGCCGACGUGUCUUCGGUGAUUAUGGUGCAAUCCAUUUUUGUUGACUAUACAUGUAUAAGAUAAAAAUAUUUAAAAUUUUCUUUUACAGACAUGAUUUAUUUGUAAAGUAUUCUCUUUAUUGUGAACGUAAAUUGUUUAUAUGCACAAACACUUCAUUUUGCAAAACUUACUUUUAUAAACUUGUAUGGAUUUGUAUUUGUUGUAUGCAGCUAUACUACUAUCAUCUGAGUAAGAAUAAAAUAAAUACAAAUACAUGAA
Messenger RNA from Ruditapes philippinarum (Manila clam), 9151 nucleotides. Its product is annotated as phosphatase and actin regulator 4B-like. Gene Ontology annotation, biological process: actin cytoskeleton organization. The record is from RefSeq and is a predicted model, not a curated record. The transcript is spliced from 16 exons. Lineage: Eukaryota; Metazoa; Mollusca; Bivalvia; Venerida; Veneridae. Gene Ontology annotation, molecular function: actin binding. Bases 162 to 2078 code for a protein of 638 amino acids.